Messenger RNA from Boleophthalmus pectinirostris (great blue-spotted mudskipper), 1863 nucleotides. RefSeq lists its product as uncharacterized. NCBI's taxonomy places the organism in Eukaryota, Metazoa, Chordata, Actinopteri, Gobiiformes, Gobiidae. The record is from RefSeq and is a predicted model, not a curated record. The transcript has 3 exons. The coding region runs from base 1 to 1863 and encodes 620 amino acids.
AUGGAGUUUGUUCAACACUGGCCUCACCUCAACACCGACCAUCACAACAGCGACCACCGCAACGGCGACCACCGCAACGCCGACCACGCAACGCGACCACCACAACGCCGACCACCACGCAACGCACCACGCCGCAACGCACCCAGCAACGCACACAACGCCGACCACCGCAACGCCGACCACCGCAACCACCACCGCCAACGACGCAACGCCGACCACACACGCGACCACCGCACGACCACCACACGCCGACCACCGCAACGCCGACCACGCAACGCGACCACGCCACACGCCGACCACCGCAACGCCGACCACCGCAACGCCGCACAGCAACGCCGACCACCGCAACGCCGACCACCGCAACGCCGACCACGCAAACGCCGACCACGCAACGCCGACCACGCAACGCCGACCACCGCACGCACCGACCGCAACGACCAACCACCACGCACGCGACCACCGCAACGCCGACACACCGCAACGCCGACCACGCAACGACCACCGCAACACCGCCCACGCGCCACCGCCACCGCAAACGCGACCACCGCAACACACGCAACGCCGACCACCGCAACGCCGACCACGCACCGCACACCCGAUCACCACAACGCCGACCACGCAACACACCGACCACCGACCACCACCAACAGCGACCACCGCAACGCCGACCCACCGCAACGCCGACCACCGCAACGCCGACCCGACCACCGCAACGCCGACCACCGCAACGCCGACCACCGCAACGCCGACCACCGCAACGCCGACACCGCAACAGCCGACCACCGCAACGACCACAGCACCGACACACCGCACCACGACCACGACCACCGCAACGCCGACCACCGCAACGCCACCGCACCACCACCGCAACACCGCAACGCCGAUCACCGCAACGCCGACCACACGCAACGCCGACCACCGCAACACCGACCAACCCGACCACAACACGACCACGCCGAACCACCGACCACACAAACCGACCAACCGCAACGCCGACCACCACCAACGCAACGCAACCGACCACAGCAACGCCGACCACAACGCAACGCCAACCACGCAACGGCGACCCGCAACGCCGACCACGCAACGCCGACCACCGCAACAACCGACCACCGCAACGCCGACCACACGCAACACCGACCACCGCAACACCGACCGCAACGCCGACCACCACCACGCACCACGCAACCACCGCAACACGACCACCGCAACACCGACCACCGCAACACGGCGCACCACCGCAACGCACGACCACCGCAACGCCGACCACCAACGCAACGCCGACCACCGCACACCACGACCACCGCAACGGCCGACCACCGCAACACCGCACCACCGCAACGCCGACCACCGCAACGCCGACACCGCAACCGACCACCGCACCCCCACCGCAACACCGACACCCGCAACACGACCACCGACACCGACCGCAACGCAACCACCGAAACACCGAUCACCGCACACCGACCAACCAACACCGACACGCGCAACGCCGACCACCGCAACGGCGACCACCCGCAACACCGCAAACGAACCACCAACCGCACCACACCGCAACACGACACCGCAACCGACCACCGCAACGCCGACCACCGCAACACCGCCAACACCAACACCGACACCAACACCGACCACCGCAACACCGACCACCGCAACGCCGACCGCAACCACGCAACACCGACCACCGCAACGCCGGCCACCACAACACCGACCACCAAAACACCGAUCACCGCAACACCGACCAACCCAACAGCGACCACCGCCCCCACAGGCAGCUCAAAGCUCUUUGAGGCGAGAUGGGUUAAGUGUCUUGCCCAAGAACACAACGAAAGGAAGGAGCUCAUUGUUCACACAUUGUUUUGA